Neltuma alba is the source of this 1687-nucleotide messenger RNA. RefSeq names its product actin-7. Bases 179 to 1312 code for a protein of 377 amino acids. NCBI's taxonomy places the organism in Eukaryota, Viridiplantae, Streptophyta, Magnoliopsida, Fabales, Fabaceae. The record is from RefSeq and is a predicted model, not a curated record. The transcript has 4 exons.
GAUAUAUAUCCCCCUCCUUUCCCUCUCCUCUCUCAUUCUUCGUUCUGUUUCUCAGGCUACACUCUUCUUGCUGAGCAGACUCCCCUAGAAUCCCAUCCCACCAUUUUCUGGGGCUUCCUUCCUGCUCUACUCCAUCAUCUUCUGCGUUUAUUUUCUCUCUAAUUAAGGUUAGUAAAAGAUGGCCGAUGCUGAGGAUAUUCAACCCCUUGUUUGUGACAAUGGAACCGGAAUGGUGAAGGCUGGAUUUGCUGGUGAUGAUGCUCCCAGAGCUGUGUUUCCCAGCAUUGUUGGCCGACCCCGGCAUACUGGUGUUAUGGUUGGGAUGGGUCAGAAAGAUGCAUAUGUAGGUGAUGAAGCCCAGUCAAAGAGAGGUAUUCUUACUUUGAAGUACCCCAUUGAGCAUGGUAUAGUUAGUAACUGGGAUGACAUGGAAAAGAUUUGGCAUCACACGUUUUACAAUGAGCUGCGUGUUGCUCCUGAGGAACACCCAGUGCUUCUCACCGAGGCUCCUCUCAACCCAAAGGCCAACAGGGAGAAAAUGACUCAAAUCAUGUUUGAGACCUUUAAUGUUCCUGCCAUGUAUGUAGCCAUUCAGGCUGUUCUCUCCCUAUAUGCCAGUGGUCGUACAACUGGUAUUGUUUUGGACUCUGGUGAUGGUGUGAGCCACACUGUACCAAUUUAUGAGGGAUAUGCACUUCCUCAUGCUAUUCUCCGUUUGGAUCUUGCUGGUCGUGAUCUAACUGAUUCAUUGAUGAAGAUCCUCACUGAAAGAGGGUAUAUGUUUACCACCUCUGCUGAGCGGGAAAUUGUCCGUGACAUGAAGGAGAAACUUGCAUAUGUUGCUUUAGACUAUGAACAAGAACUUGAGACUGCAAAGACCAGCUCUUCAGUGGAGAAAAACUACGAGCUUCCUGAUGGACAAGUUAUUACAAUUGGAGCUGAGAGAUUCCGUUGCCCAGAAGUUCUUUUCCAGCCAUCUAUGAUUGGAAUGGAAGCUGCUGGAAUCCACGAAACCACUUACAAUUCUAUCAUGAAGUGUGAUGUGGAUAUCAGAAAGGAUCUCUAUGGCAACAUUGUUCUCAGUGGUGGAUCAACCAUGUUCCCGGGUAUCGCCGACCGAAUGAGCAAGGAAAUCACCGCACUUGCUCCAAGCAGCAUGAAGAUCAAGGUGGUGGCUCCACCAGAGAGAAAGUAUAGUGUCUGGAUCGGAGGUUCAAUUCUUGCAUCCCUCAGCACCUUCCAGCAGAUGUGGAUAUCCAAGGGUGAAUACGAUGAGUCUGGUCCAUCCAUUGUCCACAGGAAAUGCUUCUAAGUUCUGAAGAUGCUUUAAUGGCGAAUUAUUAUCUGCUUUAGUUGGUUUUUGGUGUCGGUCAUUGGAGGGUAGUCUGAGCUUUGAUUGUAUGGUACUCUGGUUCAUAGCGGUGGGCAGAAAGUUGUUUUAAGAGGCAUUUAUUGCCUUUGUUCAUCCAUGGAUUUUCCAAGAGCUUAUCCGUAGCAAAGGAGUGAUGUAUUUUUUAAUAUGUGCUUCUCAUUUUUUUGCUUAAAUUUGCAUAUUUGAAGGUGUUUUUGCCCUUGGAACAUUAAUUUUAAUAGUUAAAUGUAUGGAGAAAUUCUAUAUUAUGGUCAAUUUGCGUUCAUACACUCUGGGCUUUUAUGAAUCAGUUGUCAGUUGCUCUCUGGAGAUCAA